Molecule: messenger RNA, 4059 nt
Organism: Hemibagrus wyckioides
Lineage: Eukaryota; Metazoa; Chordata; Actinopteri; Siluriformes; Bagridae
Exons: 8
Coding region: 337-1830 (497 amino acids)
Source: RefSeq, a predicted model, not a curated record
AAUGGCGGCGUGUUUUCCUCAGAAAACUCAGGCGAGGGCAAUUUGACGAUUUUGUAUUACGUUUGUAAAGAAGCAGGGUCCUCGUUUUAGUUUAUUGUUCUCCCCCCCCACACUUUUGGGGUUGCUUUUAACAUGACAUUGUUCUAAAGUAACUUUUAGUUGUGUUUGAGUCAUUUGUAUACUAUUUAAAAAAAAUUCUGUUCGUCGACCCGAAGUGGCUAAUUGUUGGCCUUGUGCACGCGCUGAGGCCGAGUUCGUUUCUUUAAAUUUAUUUAUUAUUAUUAUUUAGCGAUUAUUUUUCCAUACAUAUUAUAUACUAGGGUGUAAGUAACGACGAUGUGCACGAUUCCGAUACUUUACGUCGCGUUUAAUCUCCUUUGCGCCGCAGUUGCCGACAAAGCUCUAGCAGAGAAAGGGCGCGUGGAGUUACAGAAGCUGCGGGAGUUUGCGGGCGACACGCGGUAUGGCGCGUGCUGGUCCCGGGCGUUGCAGAGAGUCCACGCAAACUGUCGGGAUUUCUCCGAGGACACGCAGAGCAUGAUGGCAGUGGCCUUCACUCACUGUCACUUGAGAAGGUCUGGACGCAGUUUUCCGGAAUGUCCCGAGGGCAGUGACGUUAAGACGUGUACACGUGACAUGGACCCCGUGGCGUUUAACACCUACACAGAGUUCUUCACCCACGCCCAUAGCAUUUGCCACUACCUCCAGAGCGAGCAGUGGCAGCUUCGGGCAGAAAACACCAUCCACAGGCUGACCGAGAGCUCGGCCGGUGUAGCCGAGCAGCUUGCGUCCACCCAGAAGAUGGCUGAGAAUCUGGUAGAGGCCCAAAGUGCGGCUCUUAAAUCUCAGGAAACCAUCCUGCGCAACGGAGAAGAGCUGAAGACCACGCUGCAGCACUCCACAAAGGGUCUGAGGGAUGUGUUUGCUGAGAUGAGGCAUUCUGUCCAGGAGCAGCAGGUGGCGUUCGCCGAGAUCUUUAACCGCAUCGCUUUCCUUCAGAGCUUCGUCAUGUCCGAGUCGCACACCCUCAGCUCUCUGAUGUACAACGGGCUGGGGUUUUGCGCAUCCUUCCUGCUCACCUGCACACGCUGCACCUCAGGAGCGAGGUUUUGUCUUUUCGGGCUGGUGGCUCUGAACGUGUACCUGGAGCGCUUGAUUUGUAGGAUGGUGAUGGAAAGCGAUGAACCCGGAUAUCAGCAGAUGGAACGGAUCGCCUAUUUGGUCGGGCUUCUGAGGAAAGCCAUGGUGACCAUCGCCUGCGUCAUUCUGCUCUACUUCGCCUCCCGGUUCCGCAACGUGAACAGGGAAAGUCUGGAGAUCCUGAGGGAGCUGAAAGAGACGAACUCGAACCUUCAGAAGACCUUGAAGAAAGCAGAACGCCUUUCAGGCUCUUUAAAUGACUGGACCAAAUCCAGACAGAAGCCAUGGAGCGAAAAGUGGGGUCAAGAAGAGGAGAGCAAUUUGGUCAUUCUACAUCCUUCUGGCGCCAUAGAGGCCACCUUACCGUCAUUUUCUUCCCUUCGCAGGAGUCAACACCAUGAGAGCUUUGUUCCACGGACGGAGGCUCCGAGCUCCUCAGAGAUCCUGAAAAGACAUCAGCGUCGUUCCUCAGGCUCGCGUGUGCGUAACUCGGCGGCGGUCGUCUACAGCGUGCUAGUGGAGGACGGCCAUAACCAGGUAACACUGCUGACUCGGGCGGUUUGUUUAAAAGCAAGCUCUUUAGUUUGCCUUGUAUUUUCUUCGCUCCGAUCCGAGGCUCAGAAAAACAUGCAUAUGGAAAUGCACUUAAGAAAACAUAAUGGCAGUAAGAGAAAUGACAUUUUGCUUUAAAAUAAUCUUCAUUUUUCUCAUAGUAUGGAGACUUUUCAGACAACUCUAGAGAUGAUGAUGUUUUUUCGGCUGCUCCUUGUUCGGGGUUGCCCCAGCGGAUUGUUUGCCCUUCCUGACACAACCUUCACAUUUAACCCGGGCUUGGGACUGGCACUGAGGGUUAACUCUUCAAUGGCUGGGUUUAGCGCCUUGCCCGGGAAUCGAACCCUGGGCUGCGGCAAUGAGAGUGGGGGAUCCUGACGCUUGGCCACCAGGAGGCCUCAGAUACUCUAGAGAUAUUUCUAGAAAUCGCUUGUUUAACAAUAUUAGUGCAUCAUUAAACGUGGUUUAUUUACUGAUUUGUGUGUAAGGAAGGAUGUCGGAUUUCCCCGUAAAUGGGAGGUGUUCCCCAAACAGUAUGUACACAGAUCAGGCAUAACAUUAUGACCACUGAGAGGUGCCGUGAAUAAGACUGAUGAUCUCCUCAUCAUGGCACCUGUUAGUGGGUGGGAUAUAUCAGGCAGCAAGUGAAGAUUUUGUCCUCAAAGUUAAUGUGUUAGAAGCAGGAAAAAUGGGCAAGCUUAAGGACUAGAGCGAGUUUGACGAAGAGCCAAAUUAUGAUGGCUAGACCACUGGAUCAGAGCAUCUCCAAAACUGCAGCUCUUGUGGGGUGUUCCCGGUCUGCAGUGGUCAGUAUCUGUCACAAGUGAUCCAAGGAAGGAACAGUGAUGGACCGGCGACAGGGUCAUGGACGGCCAAGGCUCAUUGAUGCACGUGGGGAGCGAAGGCUGGCCCGUGUGAUCCGAUCCAACAGACGAGCUACUGUUGCUCAAACUGCUUAAGAAGUUAAUGCUGGUUCUGAUAGAAAGGUGUCAGAACACACAGUGCAUGACGGGUCAGGGCAGCAAAAGGGGGACCAACACAAUAUUAGGCAGGUGGUCAUAAUGUUAUGCCUGAUCGCUGUAUAAACAAGUGUCAUUGACCGUGACACCUGCUUUUUGAAGAUCAGGAUAUUAUACAGAUUAUCCACAUCAACGUAGAGGCAUUUAUAUAUUUAUAUAUACAUAUCUUUUUAAAGUUGCUUUUCAAGCUGCUUUAAAUCUGGAAAGCACAUCUUGAGGUCUGGGAUACAGAAUACAAUCCAUGUAAAUACAUCUGUCUGUUCAAGCCACAUGAUGACCACAGUCGGUCUGAAUGCAUGAUAUCAUGACCUCAGCAGAAAAAAUGCUUAUCAGGAAAUCUGGCCAGUGUAAACAUGCCCAUGGUGGAUAGAGAAAGACCCAAAAGUGGAUCUGUGGACUGGGAGAGUAAACAGCAUCGUCUGUUAGAAAUCUUGCGCUUCAGAGCAAUCGGGCUCGAUGAAAUCCAGAGUGCUUCAAUAAAAAAACAAAACAAAAAAAGGAUAUAAUCCUGAAUGAUCUCGAUCCUUGAUAAACGGAUGCAAUCAAAACAUUUGUUCUUUUUUGUAACAAGCAUUCACCUCAGUCUGCUGGCACGCUCUGAACAUUCCUUCCUAAUUCCCAGGAAUUUCAGGAAUUCACCAGACGGCCCUUUUGAAUUCCAUUCCUUUCAAUCCAGCCCUACCUAUUCACACAGAUCACAGAGAUGGAGCACGACUCGGAAAGAUGUUAUCAUACUUAAGUGUUUGUUUUUGUUUUGUUGAAAAUGCAUUUGUUUGUUAAUAUGGAUUUAUUUCUCAUCCACAGCCAAGGUACAGCCUGAGGAGCAGGAAAUCCUUAUGUGCUCUGGAGCCAAAAGACUAAGUCCCAAGGAGAGUGUGUGUGUGUGAGAGAGAAAGAGUGCAUGUCUGGGUGUGUGUGUGUGUGUGUGUGUGUGUGUAUAUGAGAGUUUGUGAGAAAGAGUGAGUGUGUGUGAGGGAGAGAAUGUAUAAGACAGAGUGUGUGUGUGAGAGAGGGAGAGAGAGAGAGGAAGUGAGUGUGUCUGUGAGAGAGAGAGAGAGUGUGUGUGUGUGAGCAAGCAAGAGUGAGUGUGUGUGAGGGAGAGAAUGUAUAAGACAGUGUGUGUGUGUGAGCAAGCGAGAGUGUGUGAGAGAAAGGGUGUGUGUGUAUCAGAUAAUGUGUCUGAGUGUGUGCGCGCGCACUAGUGUGUGUAUCAGUGUGUGUAUGCGCAAGUGUGAGUGAGGGAGUGUAAAGACUGAUUACGUCUGAAAUCUGGAUGUCUGUCUCACCUCCUUUCAUAUUUUAAUGGAUUUCUUCUGGAUUCUUUUAAUAAAUAAGGUUUUAAUAAUCA